AUGUCCGUAGGCAACGAAUGGUUUCUAGUCGACCGGUCAAGCCGACGCGGCCGCAACGUAAAAGUAGGGGAUAUAGUGACUUUUGACUCUGUACUUGAGCCUGGGGAGAAGGCGUUCAAGAGGGUGUUGGGGUUGGAGGGGGAUUGUGUUAUGAUGGGGACGCCGGAGACGGGGGAUACGAAGAUGAUUAGGGUGAGUUUUUAGGCGGGACGGGGAGAUGGAUUUACAAGGGAAAAGGGGCUAAUUGGAUUGUAGAUUCCUCAGGGUCAUUGUUGGUUGGUGGGGGAUAAUUUGGAAUGGUCGAGGGAUUCGAGGUUGUUUGGUCCGGUACCUAUGGCUCUUAUUAAGGGGAAAAUCAUCGCUAGAGUUCUACCAUUGGGCGAUAGGAAAUGGUUUGAGAAUGAAUUGCAGCCAGAGCCGAAAAGAACUUGGUUUCAAAGUAUAUAUACCUGGUUUACGACAUGAUGAACAGAUGAAACUCAUCAAUUUAGAGGAGAAGCGUAUCAACUCAUGAAUAAGUACAUAUGAUUCUU
This is a messenger RNA of Sclerotinia trifoliorum, 533 nucleotides long. The record is from the annotation of a GenBank genome assembly. NCBI's taxonomy places the organism in Eukaryota, Fungi, Ascomycota, Leotiomycetes, Helotiales, Sclerotiniaceae.